ACUAUUAUAACAUAAACAUAAACUAGGGUUUUCGGUUUGUACUGUAUCAGACGGCGGAAACCACAAACAGCAACCAUGGUUCGUAUGCACAGCAGUGGUAACGGUAUAUCCUCCUCCGCUUUGCCGUACAAAAGAACUUCUCCUAGCUGGCUCAAGAUCUCUUCCCAAGAUGUUGAUGAGAAUAUUUGCAAGUUUGCUAAGAAGGGUUUGACUCCUUCUCAGAUCGGUGUUAUUCUUCGUGAUUCUCAUGGUAUUGCUCAGGUUAAGAGCGUUACCGGCAGCAAAAUCCUCCGUAUCCUCAAAGCUCACGGACUUGCACCUGAGAUUCCUGAGGAUCUGUACCAUUUGAUUAAGAAGGCUGUUUCAAUCCGUAAGCAUCUUGAGAGGAACAGAAAGGACAAGGACUCAAAGUUCAGACUCAUCCUUGUUGAGAGCAGAAUCCACCGUCUUGCUCGCUACUACAAGAAAACUAAGAAGCUUCCCCCUGUCUGGAAAUACGAAUCAACAACUGCCAGCACUUUGGUUGCUUAGAGAUUGUAUGCUUUCCGGUAACAGAGGGUUGCUACACUUGUUAUCUGCUAGGUCAUUUUGAAGUUUAUCUGGAGACUAGAUGGGCCAUGCAAUUUCUUAUUUUGUUAUAAACCUUUGAUUAAGCUUAAAGAUGUUAUUUUACCUUGACUGCGUUGUAUUCUUUUCAAGUAUAACAUAUUAAACAGUUUUGGAAGUUAUUUUAAAUGAUCUUCGUAUUUCUGCA
Molecule: messenger RNA, 754 nt
Organism: Trifolium pratense (red clover)
Lineage: Eukaryota; Viridiplantae; Streptophyta; Magnoliopsida; Fabales; Fabaceae
Product: 40S ribosomal protein S13
Exons: 5
Coding region: 76-531 (151 amino acids)
Biological process (GO): translation
Cellular component (GO): ribosome; cytosolic small ribosomal subunit; nucleolus
Molecular function (GO): structural constituent of ribosome; small ribosomal subunit rRNA binding
Source: RefSeq, a predicted model, not a curated record